This is a messenger RNA of Lachancea sp. 'fantastica', 873 nucleotides long. The record is from the annotation of a GenBank genome assembly. NCBI's taxonomy places the organism in Eukaryota, Fungi, Ascomycota, Saccharomycetes, Saccharomycetales, Saccharomycetaceae.
AUGGGACUAUUCACUAAUACCAACGACAAGGACACUCAAGAAUUCAAUGAAGAACUGGUUCAAACUUCCUUGAACGAACGCGUUCAUGGAGGGAUUCAAUCUGUAGGGGAUUCAAUCUUUUCAGUUUGGAAAGACGCUAUGAAUCAUGUGGAAAACCCGAUUUCCAAUAUUUGGGGCAGUGCUAGUGGCGGGGUUUCUGAUCUUUUGGACGUUCUUGGUUUGCCAGGCGGAUUUGGCCAUCCAGCACGCAUCCUAAGACUGUUUGAAGACGAUUUUACGCAAGAAGGCACAACUGGGCUCUACGGAUACAAAACUCCCUCAGACAAACAAUACACGAAUUGCAAGCAGCUAGAAGGGCUGUCCGUAUGGGACUCCCGCGGCUGGUGGCGUUGCUUGUUUCCGGAAAAAGUCGUGGGCAGCAACCUGAACCCGGACCAGAUGCGGGGCGUUUUGACCCGUGAAAAAGUGGAGCAAGACAAGAAACACAGUUUAGGGCUCUUUUUCACGGAAUACUCCUCAUACUUGUCCUGGCGUGCAGAUGUAUUGCGUCUUGCUGAAAAUAAACGUCAGUCUUCGCUCGCCAAGACGGAACGCCGUGAAGCGCUUGAAAAUAUCUCUACUACUCCUGAAGAUCUAAUGGAUCGUGCCACGGGCAGAAAUGUAGUGGGAACCUCAGAGUAUGUAACCUACAACAAUACACCUGAAGGUUUGGAAAAGGUCAAAGAGGUAAAAACGUUUUUUGACGAUGGCACCGUCAGACUUCGUUCUGAAAAACAGCGCACCGAUGCUGAGGGUCGUUCGCACGUUGACUCGUUUGAGAAACUACUUUCGAACGACGAUCACGCCAAGGACGGCUGGUUUUGGCGUAAGUAA